AUGCUCCUUCCUGGCAUAUCUGCCUCGACAAAUAUUAUUCUUGAAUCAAGACCUCAUGGAUACUGCAAACAGCUCAACAUCCCACUGCCUAUCACUGCAGAGACUGCAGUCUAUGACAUACCCAAGGUAGACAAUGAUAUCGAAGCAGUAUCUUGGGCAAUCUUCGACGCCACUCGAACUUCCAUACAUGGACCCGGCAACAUCAUCAAGAACACUACAACUUCUGCGACCUUCAACAUUCACGCGCAGCUGUGUAUUCCCAACUCUGCCAAGAAUUCGAAGAAGAAUACCUUGCAGAUUGCCACCCAUGGAGUACACUACGACUCCAGAUACUGGGACUCAAAGUACAAGCCGGAGAACCACUCCUAUGUUGAGGCAGCACUCAAAGCAGGACAUUCGAUCCUUACAUAUGACCGUUUGGGAGUCGGUGAAUCUGAUCACCCGGAUGCAUACACCGUUGUCCAAGCUCCUCUGGAACUGGAAAUCCUCCGCCAGUUGACUUUGAUGGCCCGUAAUGGCACCCUGUAUGAGUUUGCGGGUCAUGCACAGCCCUCCAACUCUUUGUUCACAUCGUUGGCCACUCCACACAAAGUCGUUCACAUCGGACACAGUUUCGGAUCUUUCCUCACUUCUGCAUUCAUUGCCAGAUACGGCCCCCUUAGCGAUGGAGCAAUCAUUACGGGAUAUCUGUUGACCGAAAACCUCGGCAGCGCUGGUUCGACUUCAUUCAGCGUCGAAUAUGCUGCUACUGGAUCCCCUGCUUUUGAUCGCCCAAGCGGCUAUGUUGUGUGCCAGAGAGAUGGUAUCCAAAACAUCUUCUUCGGAGGAAACCCCAAGACCGCGUUCACCAAGGAGUUGCUCGACUACGGCAUCAGCCUCAAACAGCCAGUCCCCAUUGGAGAGUUCGCUUCAGCCUGGUCACUGCUUGGAAAUCCCGGCCCAUCUUUCAGAGCCCCUGUGCAAUUCUUGCUGCCCGAGUUUGACUUUUACAUUUGCCGAGGCGAUUGCCGUGGCUUGGCCAAUGUGACCAUGUUGAAUCAGACUUACCCCAAUGCUGCGGCCAUUGAGAUUGCCCUACAGCCAAAUACCGGCCAUGCGCUGCCUCUACACAACAACGCCACAGCAGGUUUCCAACUCAUGUUCGAUUUCUUUUCUCGACACGGACUGUAG
This is a messenger RNA of Trichoderma atroviride IMI 206040, 1170 nucleotides long. RefSeq lists its product as uncharacterized. The record is from RefSeq and is a predicted model, not a curated record. Lineage: Eukaryota; Fungi; Ascomycota; Sordariomycetes; Hypocreales; Hypocreaceae.